This is a messenger RNA of Leptosia nina, 3375 nucleotides long. NCBI's taxonomy places the organism in Eukaryota, Metazoa, Arthropoda, Insecta, Lepidoptera, Pieridae. The record is from the annotation of a GenBank genome assembly.
AUGGCGCUGUUAGGAGCUCAGCUAGUCAUAACCCUUAUUAUGGUAUCUGUUAUACAAAAACUCGGAAGCUAUUCAUUUGCAAGAUGGUUGCUAUGUUCGCAAGGGUUAUUUCGAUAUCUUUAUCCAGACAAUACAGAAUUAAAGAAUUUGGCGGGAGUCCCAAAGGACAAACUUAAGGGAAAAAGAGUUAGUAAAAAUGAUGCGAAUGGCAAGCCGGAGACGUUUCAUGUGCCUAGAAAUUUGGAUAUACAGCUAGAGACAACACCUGUUGUAGCAUCCGAUGUGGUAUACCUAAGGUUCUAUACAGAAUAUAUUUGGAUAGUUGAUUUCUCUCUUUAUUCUACUAUAGUUUAUAUUAUAUCCGAGGUGUACACAUGGAUAUUUCCACUAAAAGAUGAAUUUAAUUUGAGUAUGGUGUGGUGUCUCUUGGUGGUUUUAUUUUCAUUUAAAAUUCUCCUAUCUCUAACAAAACAAUACUUUACAAGCGAUGAAUCAAUUGGAGAACGGUCAACAUGCAUAGUGGCAUUUUGUGUUUUCCUUUUAAUUGCUAUGUUAGUACUGAUUGUCGAUGAAAGUAACUUGGAAGUUGGAGUUGACCCAGCCUAUGAUAGCUUCUAUGAAAAUGCAUCAAAAUUUCUGGAAAACCAAGGGUUGAACUCAGUGGGUCCAGCUUCGAAGUUGAUUCUAAAAUUAUCUCUCGCUGUGUGGGCAGCUCUUAUUGGCACAUUGUUUACUUUUCCUGGCUUAAGGGUUGCUCGAAUGCACUGGGAUUCCCUAAGAUACUACGGUGACAACAAGAUUAAAGGUCUCCUUUUGAAUUUAAACUUUGCACUGCCCUUUAUACUGACUCUGUUGUGGGUAAGGCCUAUAACUCGCCAUUAUCUGACUGUCAGAUUGUUCAGUGGAAUGGAUCAGCCUAUCAUGACCUCUGCACAAUUUGACUCAAUGCGCCUUAUUCUUUUAAUUGUGAUGGUUGUGUUGCGAAUAGUAUUAAUGCCCCAGCAACUUCAAGCAUAUCUAGAUAUGGCACAAAGAAGACUAGAUGCUCAAAAAAAAGAGGCAGGCCGAAUAAAGAAUAUUGAUCUCCAGAAAAAGGUAGCGUCAGUAUUUUACUACCUAUGUGUGGUAGCAUUACAGUAUUUAUGCCCGGUUUUAAUGUGUGGUCAUCUGGCACUAAUGUACAAAACUCUUGGUGGGAUGACCUGGUCUGGUACUGCAAAUAAUUUAGAUGAAGUGCGUGAUAUACCUACAGAGAAUAUGGAACAGUUUCAGAUGGCUUGGGAAAAUUUGAAAAUGAUAUUCACAACUGAAGUGUAUAGUGGUGUACUUGGUUUCAAUACAUGGUGGUGUUGUUUUGCAUGGUUUCUCACCACAUCUUUGGGAACCAUUGAAACUACUAAAUUAUACGCAAAAAUGGCAGCAAAAGCACCAGCGAUAGGUAUUGACUUGGGUACCACAUACUCUUGUGUGGGCGUGUUCCAGCGUGGUAAGGCGGAAAUCAUCGCUAAUGAUCAGGGCAACAGGACCACACCUUCCUAUGUUGCUUUUACCGACACCGAACGUCUCAUCGGAGACGCCGCCAAGAACCAGGUGGCCAUGAACCCUAACAACACCAUUUUCGAUGCCAAACGUCUCAUUGGGCGCAAAUUCGAUGAUCCCACGGUUCAAGCUGACAUGAAACAUUGGCCAUUUGAAGUUAUCAGUGAUGGUGGUAAACCCAAAAUUAAGGUUUCAUACAAAGGUGAAGAUAAGACCUUCUUCCCUGAAGAAGUCAGUUCAAUGGUACUUACAAAGAUGAAAGAAACAGCUGAAGCUUACCUUGGCACAACAGUGCAAAAUGCAGUAAUCACGGUUCCAGCGUACUUCAACGACUCGCAAAGACAGGCCACUAAAGAUGCAGGUACAAUCUCUGGUCUUAACGUUCUUCGAAUCAUCAAUGAACCGACUGCUGCUGCGAUUGCUUACGGUUUAGACAAAAAGAAAGGUGAAGAACGUAACGUUUUAAUUUUCGACCUCGGCGGUGGUACUUUUGAUGUAUCCGUCCUGACCAUGGAGGAUGGUAUUUUCGAAGUUAAGUCUACCGCCGGAGACACGCACUUGGGAGGAGAGGACUUUGACAACCGCAUGGUUAACCACUUUGUUCAGGAGUUCAAGCGUAAAUACAAAAAAGAUCUAACCUCUAACAAUAGAGCACUGCGUAGGUUGAGAACUGCCUGUGAAAGAGCAAAGAGAACUCUUUCGUCAUCUACUCAGGCCAGUAUUGAGAUUGACUCUCUCUUUGAGGGAAUCGACUUCUACACUUCUAUCACAAGGGCUCGUUUUGAGGAGUUAAAUGCUGACCUGUUCAGAUGUACAAUGGAGCCCGUUGAGAAGUCCCUACGUGAUGCUAGAAUGGACAAGUCACUAAUUCACGAUAUAGUACUUGUAGGAGGAUCUACUCGUAUCCCUAAAGUGCAAAAACUCCUUCAGGACUUUUUCAAUGGUAAGGAGUUAAACAAGUCCAUUAACCCUGAUGAGGCUGUUGCAAAUGGAGCCGCAGUACAGGCUGCAAUCUUGCAUGGUGAUAAGUCGGAAGAAGUGCAAGACCUGCUUCUAUUAGAUGUCACCCCUCUUUCGCUUGGUAUUGAGACUGCUGGUGGUGUCAUGACCACUUUGAUCAAACGUAACACUACUAUUCCUACAAAGCAAACUCAAACUUUUACGACCUACUCCGACAACCAACCCGGUGUACUCAUCCAAGUAUUUGAGGGUGAACGUGCAAUGACAAGAGACAACAACCUCCUAGGUAAAUUCGAACUUACUGGCAUUCCUCCAGCUCCACGUGGGGUUCCACAAAUUGAGGUUACCUUCGAUAUUGACGCCAACGGUAUUCUCAAUGUAUCUGCUGUAGAGAAAACCACUAACAAAGAGAACAAAAUCACAAUUACCAAUGACAAGGGUCGUUUGUCUAAGGAAGAAAUUGAGCGUAUGGUCAAUGAGGCUGAGAAAUACAGGAAUGAAGAUGAGAAACAAAAGGAAACUAUUCAAGCGAAGAACGCUCUUGAAUCUUACUGCUUCAACAUGAAGUCCACCAUGGAAGAUGAGAAGUUAAAGGACAAAAUCUCUGACUCUGACAAGCAAACAAUUUUGGACAAGUGCAACGACACAAUCAAAUGGCUAGAUUCCAACCAGUUGGCUGACAAGGAAGAAUAUGAACACAAGCAGAAGGAAUUAGAGGGUGUAUGCAACCCUAUUAUUACAAAGAUGUACCAAGGCGCUGGAGGUGCUCCUGGUGGCAUGCCUGGCGGUAUGCCCGGUUUCCCAGGUGGUGCUCCAGGUGCCGGUGGCGCAGCCCCUGGUGGUGCCAGUGGACCAACCAUCGAAGAAGUUGAUUAA